Molecule: messenger RNA, 1003 nt
Organism: Penicilliopsis zonata CBS 506.65
Lineage: Eukaryota; Fungi; Ascomycota; Eurotiomycetes; Eurotiales; Aspergillaceae
Exons: 2
Coding region: 344-862 (172 amino acids)
Source: RefSeq, a predicted model, not a curated record
AUCUUGAAGGAUCAAAAAAAAAGAAAAAGAAAUACAAGGUACUUUUGCUUCUCGGUGGCGAUUCCAGGACCGUUUUUUGGCUCACCGUUUGUUCUCUUGCCUCGAGCAGGGCGGGAAUCUCACUUCUAUCCAUUUCGGGUGGUAGAUCGAAAAAGAAACACGGCCUACUUGCUCUAUAUAUGAAGCUAGAAACGAUACGUUUGUGUCAUGUCUUUCUCGCCAAUCCUCAUAGCAUUCGAGCAUCCAAAGUCGGCUUUCAUUUCCAUCAAGGCAUCCAAGUCAAGAUCAUUUAAUCUUAUUCCAUCUCAUAUCUCGACCUGUGCCAAACAUAAGAAAGUUAGAAAUGGUUCAAUCCACCAGUUCAAACGGCGGCACCUCCAGCCGUGAAUUCGGUCUCUCCUUUGAAAUCUCUCCCCCAGCCGCUGUGCGCCCUCGAACCCCCUUCACACUUCCAUUGAUCGUUGCUGUGCGACCAGUCGGCAAUCCAUCGGGCGGUUCCAUUCAGCAACUGGUUGUCAACGCCUCCCUCCGCAACGAGUCCGGGUCUGCCUCUGCUCCAGGGCUGUCCGGGGGGCUGACGUCCAGUGUACGCAGUCGCCAGGGGAAUACAAUCAGCGGGUUUGCUAGGUUCAACAGCCUGACGAUCCAACAGCCCGGUCGAUACCGCAUUCGGGUGAUGCUGGGGGCCGCGUCUGCGAAUGGCGUCGUCACGAAGACGUACGUGGAUUCGGGUGUAAUCAAUGUCCAUGCUGCUGCGGGGACGCAACGUCCGACUGCGGUGGAGGUAGGAAGACUCCAGCGCCUCGUACCGGAGAACCUCGACAUCACGACGGCAGACAUCACAAGAUGGCAGAACGCAUAAGGGGAUGGUGAAAGAGGAAUCGAGGCCUGGCAAGACACGAUUAGGGAUGGAGAAUAUAUAGACUGCCCUCGCGGGUGCUGCAAGUAGUUAUACUUAAGUAAUAGUCAAUCUUUUAGUUAUAUAUCACUCACUUUAGUUAUC